AUGGCCAGCGCCACAGCCGGCAGCACCUGGGCCAGGACGGCUAGAGAUAUCCCGCACCGUUCCCGCUUCGCAUCACUACGACCGCCGUUCGCGUGGCCCGCCUCGCAGAUCGUGCUCCUCCUCCUCCUCCUCGCGGCGGCUUCGCCCUUCCCCCCUUCGCCCGCCUUCGCGCGCGUGCUCAACCGGCAUCGCCUGCACCCGCUCUCCGCCAAAGAAUCCGCCGCUCUUUACGGCGCGGGCAACACGGCGCUCGGGGAUCCGGAUGGCGGCGGCGGCGGAGGCGACGCGGGGGAGCAGGACGGGCGCGUGUAUGCGGCGGAAGGGACGGGCGGGGAGCCUCCGCCGCCGACGCUGUCGCCGGCGAGCGAGAUGUUCGACAUAUGCAGCUUCGCAGGUGCCGCCUCCCGCCCCCUCGCCGCUGCCAUCCUGCUCGCUCGUCACGUCCCCUUUUCGCUCGCGCGCGGGAGAACCGCAGCCACCGCCGCUCCAUGGCGAUCUUCAGCGCUGACUGCUUUGCUGACCCUAUUCCGCGGCAACUACAUAGGCGGGUUUGCGCGCGCGAACAUGGACGUGCUACUGGACCGCAUCUUUCAUAAGACCAAGGGCUUGGGGCUCAACAUAGUGCGCUACAACAUCGGCGGGGGGAACAGCCCACAGCGCAGCCCGCAGUUCGCGCGCGACCAGCAGACGCGCCUCAAGGCCAUGCCAGGCUACUGGCCCGCCGAGACCGCCGCGUUCGACUGGACGGUGGACCAGCGGCAGAGGAGCGUGCUGUUUGGCGUGCGUGCGCGUGGGGCGGAUGUGUUUGAGGCGUUCUCCAACAGCCCGCCCUGGUGGAUGACGGUCUCGGGGGACGUGGCGGGGGCCACAGGCAGGAACCAGACGAACCUGCAGCGGAAGUACGAGGGGAAGUUCGCGACUUACCUGGUUACAGUGGUGGAGCAAUUCGCCAAGAACCCCGCGUGGAACCUCACAGUGCUGGCGCAGACCGUGAAGCUGCUCAAGGCGAGGCGGCUGCGCACGCGUGUGGCGACGUUUGACAGCUGGGUGGAGAGCACAGGCAGGGCGCUGGCGUCGGUGCGCGGCAUGCAAUCAGCGGCGCGCAUCAACGUGCACUCGUACAUGGACCCUGCACCGCCCGCCAAGGACCCCGUGCGGCACACGGGGCAGGCGUACGUGGCAGUGCGUAAUAUAGCGAAGCGGCUGGGCAAGGAGGUGUGGGUGACGGAGGCGGGGCACAUGGGGCGGGGUGGGCACCCGUACGACUUGUCGCUGUACGUGAUGCGGACGGUAAUGGAAGCCGUCAACUUGCUGCAUGCGUCCGCGUUCGUCUACUGGAUGGCCUAUGACCCGGACAUAGGCUGGGCGAUCGUGCGCUUCCCUUGGACCUUCCCUGCCGGAUAUUCGGGCCCCAUUCCCAAGCCUGUGCUAUCCAAGCGGUACUACAUGUUCAAGAUGCUCACGAGCCUCGUACGGCCAGGCAGCCAGCCCCUGGUGAUGCCGUCCAAGUGCUGGCACGGCAUUGCGGGGUUCUACCAUGCUGGAGGCCUCACUGUGAGUGUCUUUGUGGUGAACCAGAAGCCCACUGCUGCUCAGCUGUCCGUGAGCCUCGCUGGGUUUAGAAUGAAUGUGAAUGGCAGGACGAGGGCUGUGGUGCGGCGCACCUCAUGGACCCAAGACAUGGCUGAAGUGGUGCUUUCUCAAGGGAAGGCAGCGGCGAGUGUGACAAUACAGGGUCGAAGCUUUGUUUCAAUCCACUUCACUAAUGUGCAGGGAAGUUUCCCUUGA
Messenger RNA from Closterium sp. Naga37s-1, 1788 nucleotides. The record is from the annotation of a GenBank genome assembly. NCBI's taxonomy places the organism in Eukaryota, Viridiplantae, Streptophyta, Zygnematophyceae, Desmidiales, Closteriaceae.